Musca vetustissima is the source of this 963-nucleotide messenger RNA. Its product is annotated as formylglycine-generating enzyme-like. The record is from RefSeq and is a predicted model, not a curated record. Lineage: Eukaryota; Metazoa; Arthropoda; Insecta; Diptera; Muscidae. Gene Ontology annotation, cellular component: endoplasmic reticulum. The transcript is spliced from 2 exons. The annotation marks the transcript as partial.
AUGUUCCUUACAUUUGCAUUUAUUAUUUGCCUCCUGGUUGUACCUGCCCAGUUAGAUUGCGGCUGUAACAAGUUAGACAGACAAGAUACUGCAGAGAAAACCGGUAAAGAUUUCCUUGACGUCGUUAAGGUAGAUAAUGACGUUGUAUCAAGUGAAGAUUCCAAAGUAUGCCAACAAAAGGCAAGGACGAAUAAUCAACACUAUAGAGAUUAUUAUCCGGAACCAAAUUAUGAAGAUAUGGCUCUAAUACCGGGUGGAAAAUAUUUAAUUGGUACCGAUGAACCACACUUCCUCCAGGAUCAUGAAUCGCCCGAGAAAUUAGUGGAAAUCAAAGAUUUCUAUUUGGAUAAAUAUGAAGUGUCAAAUCAAAAGUUCCGAGAGUUUGUCAAGGCAACAAAAUAUGUUACGGAAGCGGAGAAAUUUGGCGAUAGUUUUAUUUUCAAGAGUUUAUUAAGUGCCGAUGAACAAAUCGAAUGGGAAGACUAUCGUGUUGCUACGGCACAGUGGUGGUAUAAAGUGAAAGGUAUUACAUGGCGACAUCCUAUGGGAAGGGGUACCAAUCUAAACGGUCUGGAAAAUCAUCCUGUUACACACGUUUCCUGGAAUGAUGCUGUGGCCUAUUGUAAAUGGGCUGGUAAAAGAUUACCUACUGAGGCCGAAUGGGAAGUUGCUUGCCGAGGUGGUAAAAAGAAAAAACUAUUCCCAUGGGGAAAUAAGUUGAUGCCUAAAGGGGAACAUUGGUUAAAUAUUUGGCAAGGUGAAUUCCCGGAUGGAAAUACCAAAGAAGAUGGCUACGAAACCACCUGUCCAGUUGAUAAAUUCCCACAAAAUGUCUAUGGGCUGUGUAAUAUUGUCGGUAAUGUAUGGGAAUGGACACAAGAUUUAUGGACGCCGGGUGAUACUAGUGCAAAUCCAAAUCGUGUGAAAAAGGGCGGAUCCUAUCUAUGUCACAAAUCCUAUUGU